This is a messenger RNA of Pistacia vera, 711 nucleotides long. RefSeq names its product U11/U12 small nuclear ribonucleoprotein 25 kDa protein. Bases 55 to 576 code for a protein of 173 amino acids. The transcript has 4 exons. Gene Ontology annotation, cellular component: U12-type spliceosomal complex. The record is from RefSeq and is a predicted model, not a curated record. Lineage: Eukaryota; Viridiplantae; Streptophyta; Magnoliopsida; Sapindales; Anacardiaceae. Gene Ontology annotation, biological process: mRNA splicing, via spliceosome.
AUUUGUUGGGUAUACUCAUAAGGCGGUAAAGAGGAGCAGAGACAGAAAUUGUUGAUGAUGGAAUCUGAUGCAAAAGAUGAAGAGUUGGGAGGUUAUAACAGCAACAAUAUGAAGAAGGCUAGAUUGAAUUCAACAUUAGCUGCUCUUCUUGAUGAUCCCGUACUUGCCGAUGUUCCUAAGAAACCAACAUUAUCCGACGUGGACACCCUUAUCAGCCUCGAAUUGGGCAGCGCUAUGCGCAUCUCCGUUCUCAAAUUGGAUGGCACUUCCUUUGACGUGGCGCUGAUGAAUUCGGCUACAGUGAAAGAAUUGAAACUUGCAAUUAAGAAAAAAGUGAACGAAAUGGAGCAGUCCAAAAUGGGUCAUCGCCACAUUUCGUGGAAGCACGUCUGGAAAAAUUAUUGCUUAUCUCACCAAAAUCAGAAGCUACUCGAUGAGAACUCUGCACUUGAGGAUUUUGGCAUACGUAACAAUUCUCAGGUCCAGUUUGUAGCCUAUGUCAUGUCAAAAGCUUCUGGGAAGCAUUCAAAGAGGAGAAAACACCGUUUCUUUCAUGGUCUUAACAAGCGUGCCUGAAUAAUCUGAUUUGUUGUACUACUCAUUACUUGGAGAUCUUUUUCCCAUAGACAAAACAUGCCAAAUUUCUUGCCUUUUUGGUCCAUUGUUUAUAGAAACUAUCUUUCUUAUUGUCAAAGCUGAAACGACCCUGUU